This is a messenger RNA of Aspergillus viridinutans, 1122 nucleotides long. RefSeq lists its product as uncharacterized. The transcript has a single exon. Lineage: Eukaryota; Fungi; Ascomycota; Eurotiomycetes; Eurotiales; Aspergillaceae. The coding region runs from base 1 to 1122 and encodes 373 amino acids. The record is from RefSeq and is a predicted model, not a curated record.
AUGAACGCCAUCAUCAACACCGGUGUCCUCAUCGGGACAUUCUGGCAGCUCGGCGAGAUGCUCAAGGGCCAUGCUGAUCCCGACAAGCAAAUCACCGUCUCCCUGGUCACCGGAAUGACACCGAACGCUGGGGGAAGCGUCCCUCAUGUUGCUGUCUGGGACCGAGAGGGUAACCGCGUGGGACAGUACAAGGGUGACGCCAACGGACACAUCGAUGAUGCCGCGACCAAGACCAUCACCAUCUCCCCAAACCAGAAUGGCGGCCACAUGGCACGCCCCGAGUACCUCCUCAUCGUCAUGCAGGAGACCGAUGCAAUUUGCCUGUCCGGGGUCAUCGCCAUGGGCAAUUCCGCCCAGUGGACCUGGACCGGGGAUUUGGGAUACACCUGCGGCGCGCAGUGGUACCCCAGCAAGGAAUCCCUGGGCACAUCCAACAUCCCCGUCAAGUGCGUCUGGAUGGAUAAAGAUCAUACAAAUGGCAUCAUUGCCAAGGGACUGAGUCUGCACAUGCCCGACUUCUCCGGCGACGAGGGACUCGUCAAUCGGUACAAGGAGGACCAGCGCCGGCUGUGCCAGAACACCGCGCGGAUGACCUUCCAGCCUGAACCAGUCCUCCCUGACUCGCUCGUUAAAUUCUUCAGGCCCCCACUCGAGUACAAUGCCCAGGGGGGUCCCGAGAGACCCAACCAGGGUAUCGACCGCAAAACACGGGCGUAUCCCGACGGAACCAACAUGCACAUUCACCAUACCCGGCGGAGCGUCCGGCUGCACCCCAGAGAUAUGCUCAGCAGCAAUAGUACGGCUGUCAAUGUCCAGGGAGUGAAGAACAACAUGCCGAAUCUGCUAAUUGUAAGCAGUAUCGACGGACACAGCGCCAAGGAGGUCUGCCAGGACCCAAACUCGCUGGGCCCAGACUUUGUGCAUACUGGGGAGAAGGUGUUUUGCGACAUGGACACGGCGCGGACGUGGCCUGUGUGUGAUGGCAGCAUUACCGAAGGUUGUUUCGACUUGGAAACGAAGUCUAUGAAGAAUUUUGCGCCAGGGAGCCCUGCUGCGCGUAGUGUGGGUGGGCGCCAUAAUGUUCCAGCGAAGAGCUACCAGAACUUCGAGGAGUGGAAGUGA